UCUGCAUCUCCGCUGGGGAGGUUCACCCCUCUAGUGCCUCCGGUGACCAUUGUCUCCGGCGGAGAAAGCGCGGGAACAUCACAGACGACCCUCUUAGUGGUCAGAUACAAGGACCGGCUCCACUUCCAUAUGGAUUAUCAAAAAAAAAACUCAAAACGGACUUUGGUCUUCUUCAGCAUCUUAUUACUGGGAAGUAUCUCCUACUUUGCAUUUGCCUAUUUUCAGAUGGAAAGACAAUCAGCCAAAAUAAAUGUUGAAAUAAAAUACAAGCCAAUGGCAGCGUCACACACCGUGACAAAUCACUCAGGGAAGUCAAGCCAAUUGGCUGUGCCAAAGUGUCCGAGGCCACCUCAGGCACUGGGGACCUCCGAUGAGCCUCUGCUGACCAUCUUACUUUGGACGUGGCCAUUAGGAUACCAGUUUCCUCUAAAUAGAUGUCCAAACUCUGAAAGCUCCGGCUGUUUCUACACUGUGAACCGCAGCGCGUACUCUAUGGCAGACGCUGUUGUCAUCAGUCAUAGGGAUGUACAAAAGUCAGAAGAGCUUUUACCUCCAGCACUGAGGCCACCUCACCAAUACUGGAUCUGGUUUAACAUGGAGUCUCCAACCAACACCCCAAAUUUAGCCUUCAUGGAAAACAAAAUUAACCUCACAAUGUCUUACCGUCUCGAUUCAGACAUUUAUACUCCAAUGGGAUGGCUAGAAAAAGUCGAUGGAAAAGAAAAUUUUACUAUCCCCAAAAAGUCAAAGCUGGUGGCAUGGACAGUAAGCAACUGGAAGCCGAAGUACAGACGAACCAAAUAUUACGAGGAGUUAAAGAAAUACAUUCCAGUGGACGUCUAUGGAAAAUAUGGUUUGCCACUGCCACAAAAUGAGACAUUGCAAACUCUGGCCACGUAUAAGUUCUACCUCGCCUUCGAGAAUUCCAUACAUGAGGAUUACAUCACGGAGAAGUUCUGGAGAAGUUCACUAAUAGCGGGAACUGUGCCCAUCGUCAUGGGUCCUCCACGUAAGAACUACGAGCGCUUCGUUCCACCCGACGCUUUCAUUCACGUUGAUGACUUUUCGUCUCCCCAGGAACUGGCUGAACAUCUUCUGAGUCUGGAUAAAGAUGAGGAAAGAUACCGACAGUAUUUUAACUGGAGGGCCAAAUAUCAGCCGACAAGAUUUCCUACCAAUUUUCAGUCAGCGUACUGCCAAAUAUGCAAAGUAUUGAAAAGGACUCCUCCUUAUAGGACCAUACCGAGCAUUGCUGAAUGGUUCAAGUGA
Molecule: messenger RNA, 1269 nt
Organism: Nanorana parkeri
Lineage: Eukaryota; Metazoa; Chordata; Amphibia; Anura; Dicroglossidae
Product: galactoside 3(4)-L-fucosyltransferase-like
Exons: 2
Cellular component (GO): membrane
Molecular function (GO): alpha-(1->3)-fucosyltransferase activity
Source: RefSeq, a predicted model, not a curated record